This is a messenger RNA of Teleopsis dalmanni, 573 nucleotides long. RefSeq names its product protein N-terminal asparagine amidohydrolase-like. Gene Ontology annotation, molecular function: protein-N-terminal asparagine amidohydrolase activity. The record is from RefSeq and is a predicted model, not a curated record. The annotation marks the transcript as partial. Gene Ontology annotation, cellular component: nucleus. NCBI's taxonomy places the organism in Eukaryota, Metazoa, Arthropoda, Insecta, Diptera, Diopsidae. Gene Ontology annotation, biological process: ubiquitin-dependent protein catabolic process. The transcript has 4 exons.
UUCUACAGCAUAAUGCAAUCAUUCCACAAACAUCACCUCGAAAUUGACUUAACACAGGCCUGUGUUGGAGACUUAAAUACCAUUGUACGCGGUGACAUUAAUUUCCCCAUCAUCUAUGGCGUAGGUGUAAAUAUAAAUACCGGUGAAAUAUUUCCAGCUACUUUCCCAGAGAGAGGUCCAGAUAGGCAAUUAAGAGAUGCACGCAUUUUUAUGGGAGCACAAACGGUACUUGAUGUAUACGACUCUUCUUUGGGAAUGCUACGUAUUGGCCCAUUCAAUUAUGAUCCACUUCGUGGUGUAGAUUUAUGGCUAUCACAAACUGAUGAAUUUAUUUUACAGCAUUUAUCCUCAAGUCCUGAUGUGGAACCACCACACUUUGCUAUGCAUAUGCGCGCAACCAUUAAAUUUAUACAAGAGAACCAAUUUCCCGCUAUUACUGUAUUCAGAGAUAAUCGGCCACGCUAUUAUAGACGCGAUGAAACUACGGGUUACUGGACCAUUGUUAGAUAUUAAAUAAAAUUAAAACAACAAAUUGGAAGCAAUUAUUUGAAAUGUAUAUAAAAGUAAAAUUUG